AGGUGAAGACGGAGUAGAGGGCUUGGAAUUUUGUCGGGUUGUAUAUCUUUAAGCUCUUAUCUUUCUCAUCCCCCCUAUCCAUUUUCAGUCGGCUACUUCCUUUUUGUUCCUCCUUUCCGUUAAACCCUACACCCUGAAAGCCGCCGAGGGAGCCCAUGAAUCCCUCUCUCCUCGUCUCUCCUACUUCUUCCUCUCACCCUCGCCCUCUUCUCUUAUUCCCUUUCACCCCCAAUCCCCUCCCCUCCUCACGACGCCGUUUCAGGGUCUCUUUCCCCCGCAACUCCCUCUCUGCCCAUGAACAAUCCCAUCCAUCCAUUUCCUCUUCUGAAACAGAAAAACCAAACAUUUUCGGAGACACCAAGGAGCUUACUGGCAUCCAACCCUUGGUUCAGAAUUUGUCACCGCCUGUCAGACUAGCCACUUCUGCUGUCAUCCUCGCCGGAGCUCUAGCCGCUGGAUACGGUCUCGGCCUUCGAUUCGGUGGUAAUCGGAAUGCUGCCUUAGGUGGAGCAGCCAUUCUCGGCGCGGCUGGUGGAGCCGCUGCCUAUGCUGUGAACGCCGUUGUUCCGGAAGUCGCGGCUGUUACUUUGCAUAAUUAUGUAGCUGCCUGUGAUGGCCCCGAGGCUAUCAAGAGAGAGGAUAUUGAAAAUAUUGCCAAAAAAUACGGAGUGAGCAAGCAGGAUGAGGCAUUUAACAUGGAGCUUUGUGAUAUCUACUCUCGGUUUCUAUCAUCGGUCCUGCCCUCUGGAGGUGAAAAUCUUAGAGGCGAUGAAGUUGAAACCAUAAUUAGUUUCAAAAAUGCGUUGGGAAUUGACGACCCUGAUGCAGCUUCCGUGCAUAUGGAGAUUGGUAGGCAAAUCUUUAGGUUUAGGCUUGAGGCUGAAGAUCGUGAUGGUGAUUUAGAGCAGCGGCGGGCAUUUCAGAAGCUGAUUUAUGUUUCAACUCUAGUUUUUGGAGAUGCAUCAUCUUUUCUUUUGCCUUGGAAGCGUGUUUUUAAGGUCACUGAUUCUCAGGUUGAGAUUGCUAUCCGUGACAAUGCCAAGCAAUUGUAUGCUUCCAAGUUAGCUUCAGUUGGAAGAGAUGUUGAUGAGGAACUGCUUGUCUCCCUUAGAGAAGCACAACUGAAAUACAAACUUUCCGAUGAGCUUGCCAAGGAUCUGUUAAUCGAGCACAAAAGAAAGCUAGUCGAAGAAAAUAUUUUUGUGGCACUGCAAGGACUGAAGUCUAGGGGAAGAACUGCUGGGGGAGUCAAGCAAGCCGUGGAAGAACUUGACAAGAUAUUGUCAUUCAAUGAUUUGCUUACCUCCUUGAGUAAACAUCCAGAUGCUGAUCGUUUUGCCCGUGGGCUUGAUCCUGUCUCUCUAGUUGGUGGUGAGUAUGAUAGUGACAGGAAGAUGGAUGACUUGAAGCUUCUUUACAGAGCUUAUGUAACAGAUUCUUUAUCUGGUGGUCGCAUGGAAAAUCAUAAGCUAACUGCAUUGAACCAAUUGAGGAACAUACUUGGUUUGGGUAAAAAAGAAGCAGAAGCUAUCAUGCUUGAUGUCACGUCAAAAGUAUAUCAAAAACGACUUUCAGGGGCCUUUCAGAGCGGUGACCUAGAGAUGGCAGAUAGCAAGGCUGCAUUCCUCCAAAAUCUUUGUGAAGAAUUGCACUUUGAUCCUCAAAAGGCUAGUGAGAUCCAUGAAGAAAUAUACCGGAAAAAGCUUCAACAAUGUGUAGCUGAUGGGGAGCUGGAUGAUAGUGAUGUUGCUGCGUUGCUGAAGGUGCGAGUCUCGCUCUGCAUUCCUCAGCAAACUGUUGAUGCUGCUCACUCAGAUAUCUGUGGCAGUUUGUUUGAGAAGGCUGUGAAAGAUGCUAUUUCUUCUGGUGUUGAUGGCUAUGAUGCUGAUGUCAAGAAUGCUGUGAGGAAAGCUGCACGUGGUUUGCGAUUAACUAGAGAAGCGGCCAUGUCAAUUGCCAGCAAGGCUGUCCGUAAGGUUUUCUUGAAUUAUGUGAAACGGUCUCGAUCAGCUGAUAAUCGUACAGAGUCUGCAAAAGAACUGAAGAAGAUGAUUGCCUUUAACACCUUGGUUGUCACGGAAUUGGUGGCAGACAUCAAAGGGGAAUCUUCCGAUGCUCCAUCGGAGGAACCUGUUAAAGAGGAAGUAAAACAAAAUGAUGAAGAGGAUGAAUGGGAAUCGCUUCAGACACUUAGGAAAAUAAGACCUAACAAGGAACUUAUGGAAAAGUUGGGCAAGCCAGGCCAAACAGAGAUAACACUCAAAGAUGACCUCUCCGAAAGAGACCGUAUGGACCUGUACAAGACAUACUUGUUAUAUUGUCUGACAGGAGAAGUCACCAGGAUUCCUUUUGGUGCUCAAAUAACCACAAAGAAGGAUGAUUCAGAGUAUGUUCUACUAAACCAGCUUGGUGGGAUCCUUGGGUUGACUAGUGAGGAGACAGUGAAUGUCCAUCGAAGUUUGGCGGAGCAGGCUUUUAAGCAACAAGCUGAGGUGAUUUUAGCUGAUGGACAGUUAACAAAGGCUAGGAUUGAGCAGCUCACUGAGCUGCAGAAGAGUGUUGGCUUGCCUGGAGAAUAUGCACAAAAAAUAAUAAAGAGCAUAACAACUACCAAAAUGGCAGCUGCCCUUGAAACAGCCAUUGGUCAAGGGAGACUCAACAUUAAGCAGAUAAGGGAACUUAAGGAAUCAGGUGUUGAUUUAGACAACAUGAUCUCGGAGAGUUUGCGAGAAAACCUCUUCAAGAAAACUGUAGAUGAGAUUUUCUCAUCAGGCACCGGAGAGUUUGACGAGGAAGAAGUGUAUGAGAAGAUCCCAGCAGAUCUCAAGGUCAAUCCUCAAAAGGCAAAAGGAGUUGUUCAUGAUCUUGCACGGACUAGGUUGUCCAAUUCACUUAUUCAAGCUGUGGCGCUACUACGGCAGAGAAACCGACUGGGAGUGGUUUCCUCACUUAAUGACUUGCUAGCUUGUGACAAGGCUGUGCCAUCGGAGCCACUAUCAUGGGAUGUUCCAGAGGAGGUAGCUGAUCUUUUCGAUGUAUAUGCACGAUGUAAUCCUGAGCCUGAAAAGUUGUCCCGUUUGCAAUAUCUGCUUGACAUAAGUGAUUCAGUGGCUGAAGCUGCCAAAGGGAUGGGAGAGGAACCAGCAUCAGUCGGAGCAGAUGAAGAAAAGUUCGUCUUUUGAAUGUUUGCAUUGAAAUGUAGAGGCUGUUGUUUAGGAAGCUCAUUUUUGAAGGCCUUUUAUGUUAUUGAAGAGUGUAGUAGGAUUAGUGAUAAAGGUGUUUGAUCUUGGUUGCUUCUUUUUCCUUACCCUAAGUUUUAUUGCUUCUUUUUCCUUACC
Hibiscus syriacus is the source of this 3338-nucleotide messenger RNA. Its product is annotated as protein TIC110, chloroplastic-like. Gene Ontology annotation, biological process: protein import into chloroplast stroma. The transcript is spliced from 15 exons. NCBI's taxonomy places the organism in Eukaryota, Viridiplantae, Streptophyta, Magnoliopsida, Malvales, Malvaceae. The coding region runs from base 156 to 3182 and encodes 1008 amino acids. Gene Ontology annotation, cellular component: TOC-TIC supercomplex I. The record is from RefSeq and is a predicted model, not a curated record.